Molecule: messenger RNA, 783 nt
Organism: Cooperia oncophora
Lineage: Eukaryota; Metazoa; Nematoda; Chromadorea; Rhabditida; Trichostrongylidae
Source: the annotation of a GenBank genome assembly
CUGUCCAAAGCGUGUGUUUCUUCAAAGGAAGUUCAAAACAAUGUUACAGGAAAGGUUUUCAUUGAAAAAGAAAAUUUUUCGUGCGUUUUGGCUAUGAUAGAAUAUUAUGUGCGAGAACAGAAACCAAUUACGGAGUCGACCGGAGCUGUUUUGAAUCACACCGAUACCGAAACAAGAUUGGGAAUAGAACUCGGACAGAAACUUGGAGAAGGAGCGUUUGGAGGCGUUUAUGCAGGAAUUCUGACUUUAGAUAACAAGAAAUAUGAGGUUGCCGUUAAAGUAAACAAGGGCAGCGAAGUCACUAAGAAGAUUAUUUCGGAAAUCUGUAAAGAAGCACGCAUUAUGCGGCGCUACCGUCACCCUAACGUUGUGAAAUUUUUCGGAGUCGCCAUUGAGCAUGAGCCGAUAAUGUUGGUAAUGGAGAUGGUGAGCGGUGGCUCUUUGGACGUACACUUGCAAAAAGAAGCUGCUCAUAUAACAAAACGAGAUCGGCUUCGUUAUUCAAUAGGAGCCGCCAAAGGCUUAGAAUAUCUGCACGAAAAUGACUGCUUGCAUCGAGAUGUAGCAGCAAGGAACUGCUUAGUGCACAAAGGGGACGUGAAGCUGAGCGAUUUUGGACUUUCAAGAGAGUUAUCAAACCGAGCAAAGAAAUACAAGUUAAAAGACAUGAAGCAACGAUUGCCUAUUCGUUGGCUUGCACCGGAAGUUUUGAGUUCAGGCACGUACUCAAAGAAAAGCGAUGUCUACUCGUUUGGAAUACUAUUGUGGGAGGUCUGUACUUAA